Messenger RNA from Prinia subflava (tawny-flanked prinia), 516 nucleotides. RefSeq names its product sterile alpha motif domain-containing protein 1-like. The transcript has 3 exons. Lineage: Eukaryota; Metazoa; Chordata; Aves; Passeriformes; Cisticolidae. Bases 1 to 516 code for a protein of 171 amino acids. The record is from RefSeq and is a predicted model, not a curated record.
AUGCCUCUGCCCAAGAAUGGUGUGAACGGCGUUAGUGUGAACGGCGUUAGUGUGAACGGCGUUAGUGUGAACGGCGUUAGUGUGAACGGCGUUACGGGGAACGGCCCCGGCGGGCAGAGCACGAGGUCACCGCGCCGGCUCCUGCCCGGGGCUGCCGUGCUCGGCCCGUCCUACCGAGCCCCGCUCUCAGCCCCCGCGGCCGCUGCCACCGCCAUCCGCCGCUUGCCUCGCUCUCCGUCGCCCCGGCUCCCGUGCCCACGGGCCGCAUCCCGGCCUCCCACCGCCCCCGGGCCCUGCCCGCCGCCGCGGCCCUCACCCCGCGCUGGCCCAGGCGCCGCUCGCCGCCCCCGGGCCCCGCCGCCGCCCCGGCCCGGCCGGCCCGGCCCUCCCCGCACUCACGGCCCCGCCCGCCGCUCCGGUCUGUUUGUGCCGCGCCGAAGUUCCGAGCGGGCCGACAACGGAGACAGGCCCGAGCUCGUGACGCACUUCCGGGAGCCGUCGGGCACGCCCACGUGA